Messenger RNA from Cololabis saira (Pacific saury), 3681 nucleotides. It is a transcript of the gene grm5a, whose product is annotated as glutamate receptor, metabotropic 5a. The coding region runs from base 1 to 3681 and encodes 1226 amino acids. Gene Ontology annotation, biological process: G protein-coupled glutamate receptor signaling pathway; regulation of synaptic transmission, glutamatergic; trans-synaptic signaling by endocannabinoid, modulating synaptic transmission. The record is from RefSeq and is a predicted model, not a curated record. The transcript is spliced from 18 exons. Lineage: Eukaryota; Metazoa; Chordata; Actinopteri; Beloniformes; Belonidae. Gene Ontology annotation, cellular component: postsynaptic density membrane. Gene Ontology annotation, molecular function: adenylate cyclase inhibiting G protein-coupled glutamate receptor activity; G protein-coupled receptor activity involved in regulation of postsynaptic membrane potential.
AUGCUCCAUGCUCUGCAGGAACGGGGGGAGGAGGAAGAGGAGGAGGAAGAGGAGGAGGGAGCGCGCUCCCUGCGCGCUCCCGCGUGCGAGUGUAAUCAUGCCAGAGACAGCAGGUCCAUCCUCUGGAUCUCAGCUGUAAUUGGAGCGAGGAUGGCCGGGGACGCGCGCAGGAGCGCGGGGCUGAUCCCAGCCGUCCUGGUGCUGGUGCUGGUGCUGGUAUCGGACCCGGGCUGGUUCGGGUCGAGGGCUCGGGUCGGGGUCAGCGGCCAGAGCAACGAGAGGAGGGUGCUGGCUCACAUCCCGGGAGACAUCAUCAUCGGAGCGCUGUUCUCCGUGCACCACCAGCCGCCUGCGGACAAGGUGCACGAGCGUAAAUGUGGCGCUGUGCGUGAGCAGUAUGGGAUCCAGAGGGUGGAGGCCAUGAUGCACACGCUGGACCGGAUCAACGCGGAUCCCAGCAUCCUCCCCAACAUCAGCCUGGGCUGCGAGAUCAGGGACUCGUGCUGGCACUCUGCCGUGGCCCUGGAGCAGAGCAUCGAGUUCAUCCGGGACACGCUGGUGUCCGGGGACGAGGAGGAGAGCCAGGGCCGGUGCACGCUGGAGUCGGGGAGCCUGCUGGUCCAGGGGAAGAAGCCCAUCGUGGGCCUGAUCGGACCCGGGUCCAGCUCCGUGGCCAUCCAGGUGCAGAACCUGCUGCAGCUCUUCAACAUCCCCCAGAUCGCGUACUCCGCCACCAGCAUGGACCUCAGCGACAAGAGCUUGUACAAAUACUUCAUGAGGGUGGUGCCGUCAGACAUGCAGCAGGCCAAAGCCAUGGUGGACAUCAUCAAGAGGUACAACUGGACCUACGUGUCGGCGAUACACACAGAGGGUAACUAUGGCGAGAGCGGCAUGGAGGCGUUUAAAGACAUGGCAGCGCAGGAGGGGAUCUGCAUCGCCCACUCAGACAAGAUCUACAGCAACGCGGGCGAGCGCGGCUUCGACCGGCUGCUGCAGAAGCUGCGGCUGCACCUGCCCAAGGCCCGGGUGGUGGCGUGUUUCUGCGAGGGCAUGACGGUGCGGGGAAUCCUGACGGCCAUGAGACGCCAGCGGCUGGUGGGCGAGUUCCUGCUGGUCGGCAGUGACGGCUGGGCCGACCGCUACGACGUGACCGACGGCUACCAGGAGGAAGCGGCCGGCGGCAUCACCAUCAAGCUGAAGUCGGCCUACGUCACCUGGUUCGACGACUACUACCUGAACCUGAAGCCCGACGCCAACCUGAGGAACCCCUGGUUCCCCGAGUUCUGGCAGCACCGCUUCCAGUGCCGGCUGAGAGGGCACCCGCAGGAGAGCGCUAAGUACAACCGCAGCUGCAGCUGGAGGGAGUCUCUGCGCCACCAAUACGCCCAGGACACCAAAAUGGGCUUCGUCAUAAAUGCCAUUUAUUCAAUGGCUUAUGGCCUGCAUGCCAUGCAGCAGUCCCUCUGUCCAGGAUAUAAGGGUUUGUGUGAGAGCAUGCGGCCCAUCGAUGGCCGCAAGCUGCUGGAGUUCCUGAUGAAAACCAACUUCACUGGUGUUUCUGGUGAGACCAUCCUCUUUGACCAGAACGGUGACUCACCGGGCAGGUAUGAAAUCAUGAACUUCAAGCAGAUUGGCGAGGGUGAACACGCUUACAUCCACGUGGGGAGCUGGGACCAGGGCGGCCUGAAGAUGAACGAUGAGGAAAUCUGGAGCAACAACAGUGAAAUAAUCCAGUCCGUCUGCUCUGAGCCCUGCAAAAAGGCCCAGAUCAAGGUGAUCCGGAAAGGGGAGGUGAGCUGCUGCUGGACCUGCACCGCCUGCAAGGACAACGAGUUUGUGUUUGACGAGUACACCUGCCGGGCCUGCGUCCUGGGCUCCUGGCCGACCUACGACCUCACGGGCUGUGAACCCAUCCCGGUCCAGUACGUGCGCUGGGGCGACCCGGAGCCCAUCGCCGCCGUCGUCUUCGCCUGCCUCGGCCUCAUGGCCACGCUCUUCGUGACCUCCGUCUUUAUCAAAUUCUGGGACACCCCCGUGGUGAAGUCGUCCAGCCGCGAGCUCUGCUACAUCAUCCUGGCGGGGAUUUGUCUGGGCUACCUGUGCACCUUCACCCUGAUCGCCAAACCGCACAUCGUGUACUGCUACCUGCAGCGACUUGGCAUCGGCCUGUCGCCCGCCAUGGCCUACUCCGCCCUGGUCACCAAGACCAACCGCAUCGCUCGGAUCCUGGCCGGCAGCAAGAAGAAGAUCUGCACCAAGAAGCCGCGCUUCAUGUCGGCCUGCGCUCAGCUGGUGAUCUCCUCUCUGCUCAUCCUGCUGCAGCUCAGCAUCAUCGUGACGCUGCUGAUCAUCGAGCCCCCGCAGGUGAUCUACGACUACCCGAGCAUCCGUGAGGUUCAUCUGAUCUGUAAUCUGACCACGUUGGGGGUGGUGGCCCCGCUGGGCUACAACGGCCUGCUGAUCCUCAGCUGCACCUUCUACGCCUUCAAGACCCGUAACGUGCCGGCCAACUUCAACGAGGCCAAGUACAUCGCCUUCACCAUGUACACCACCUGCAUCAUCUGGCUGGCCUUCGUCCCCAUCUACUUCGGCUCCAACUACAAGAUCAUCACCAUGUGCUUCAGCGUCAGCCUGAGCGCCACCGUGGCGCUGUGCUGCAUGUUCGUGCCCAAGGUGUACAUCAUGCUCGCCAAGCCGGAGAAGAACGUCCGCAGCGCCUUCACCACGUCCACGACCGUGCGGAUGCACGUGGGCGACGCCAAGAAGGCCGCCAAGUCCGGGAAGUCCUCCAGCAGCAUGGCCAACCUGUUCCGGCGCGGCGGCUCCGCGCAGGACAACGUGAGCUCCAACGGGAAGUCGACGACGUGGGGGCCGAACGAGCGCGGCUACCGGCCGAACCUGUGGAAGAGGAUGUCGUUCCACGUGAAGAAGAAGGACCCGGCCGAGGCCAACCAGACGGCCAUCAUCAAGCCCUUCUCCAAGGACGGAGACACGCCGCUGGACAGCGUUGCCAAGGAGACGUACGAGCAACCGCUGCCUCCGUCCUUCCCCUGCACCCCCGCCCAGUCGCCGCCGCCGCCGCCUGCAGCCCGGGCUCCGGGGGGGGGCGAGGGGGACAAGGAGCCCCUCGCUGGAAACCGGCGGCGAGCUAACGACCACGGCGCCACCGCGGCGGCGGACGGGGACAUCAGCAUCAUCAGCGUGGGCGACAUCGGCCCGACUCAGGGCACCAUCAUGGACCAGAUCAGCUGCGUGGUGAACCGCUUCACCGCCAACAUCAGCGAGCUGAACACCAUGAUGCUGCCGGGAGCCGCCGCGGCUAACGCGGCUAACGCGGCUAACGGCAACGCCGCCCCCGCCAACGCCAACGCCGCCGCGCAGGCCCCGCCCACCGUCACCACCUACGCCGAGGUGGCCGCCGUCUCCUCCUUCUGCGACCAGCGGCCGGCGGCCAAGAUCUACGAGCAGCUGGCCGGCACCGGCGGCGGCGGCCGGCGGGCCAAGCAGGAGGAGCUGAUGGCGCUAACGCCGCCCUCGCCGUUCCGGGACUCCUCGCUCAGCUCCAACGGCAGCUCGCCCGGGUCGCCCGGGUCGCCGGGGUCGCCCGGGUCGCCCGGGUCCGAGGCCGAGUACGACCAGCUGCUGCUGAGACAUUACAGCCAGAGCUCGUCCUCCCUCUGA